Messenger RNA from Cyprinodon variegatus (sheepshead minnow), 1117 nucleotides. RefSeq names its product cell adhesion molecule 3-like. Gene Ontology annotation, biological process: cell adhesion. NCBI's taxonomy places the organism in Eukaryota, Metazoa, Chordata, Actinopteri, Cyprinodontiformes, Cyprinodontidae. Gene Ontology annotation, molecular function: integrin binding. The record is from RefSeq and is a predicted model, not a curated record. The transcript is spliced from 4 exons. Bases 18 to 938 code for a protein of 306 amino acids.
CUCAACUGGGUUAAGCAAUGAUGGGCUCCUUCAUUUUCUUCAUCUUAAUCUUGUUCACAGGAAAGUCUGCACAUUCCUGUCAAAUUAAGUUCAAUCCUCCAAAGGUUUUUGUUGAAUAUGGAGGUUCUGCUUUAGCCAGCUGCCACGUGUCGCAGUGCAACCAUGUGGCCGGGAUGGGAUGGGAGUCUACAUUUGGAGGAACAGGACUUAAAGAGGGUAUAUCUACUUUGAAUACUACCUUUGACAAAGUUAACGACUGGAAUGUAGAACCCAGGUGUUUUGUUUCGUUUCUGAAUGAUGAACAGAACAUUCAAAAGCUACCAUUCACCGUUUACAAAUUGCCAGACAAAGUAUCCAUGUCUAAGCCCAAAGACCCUAUGAGAGCCAAUUAUAGCUAUGAUCUACAGUGUGACGUUAAAGAUGUUGCACCAGCAAACAGCCUCAUCAUAAGCUGGUACAAAGGAAAUAAGAUGAUCCAUGAACAGAAAUCUACACGUCAAGAUCGUUCACCUGUAGAUGAAACCUUUACCACAACACUAAAGGUUGCUGUAGAGGAUAAUGGAGAAGAGGUCUGGUGUGAAGCCAGGCUAAAGUUUGUUCCAGAAGAGCAAAGUCCUCCACCGAAGCGAUCAGAGGCGCACGUAUUGACAGUUUUUUAUCCUCCAUGUUUCAUUAAGCCUCAAAGUGAGAUGCUGAGCAUUUGCACUAGUUCAAAAUCAUCAUUAAACUGCACAGCUAUAGGAAACCCUACCCCAGUUUACAGCUGGACGUUUACAGGCACAACUCAGGAGGGAAUCCAGGAGAAAAAUGAGACAGGCCCAGUUUUAACUCUGGAAUCUCAACUCCCAGGAGUCUACAGCUGCACAGCCACGAACGCUGUGGGCAAAACAACCAAAUAUUUCCACCUCAUUACUGUUCAAGGUAAUAAUAUAUCCUAACAGAAACUAUUGUUAUAUUUUGAAGUGUCUGGUUUAUGAAAUACAGAUAAACUCAUGUGAUGUGAUGAGCUGAAAGGCGAAAAUAAAAUCUUUUAUCUUCAGCAGGAAAUUGGAGCUACUUCCCAAAAUUAAGGAUAACACUGGUGUGCCUGUUUACCCUGAUCUUUGUAGGUAUUCUU